UAUAUAGAGAUAGAAGAGACCACUGCAUGUACUCACUCAUACAUAUAUACAUACACUCAGUAUAUCUAUAUAAUAUCGGACUACUGAGAACGUAUGUGGUUUUGGAUUAGAUCGAAGACGAGAAAAUCGAGAAGAGAUGGAGGAGAAGACAUGGGAAUCGGCGGCGGCGGCGACCGGAAGCGGUUUGGACUUGGCUAUCGUGAUCGCGACGGCCGUUAUGGUUGCCGCAGCCGGCGUUUGGUUGGUGGUUGCGCGGCGGAAGGAGACGAGAAAACCGGAUAACGAUGACGGAGAAAUUGACGGCAGAGUUCCGAGAGGAAGCUCCGGCUGGCCGCUGUUAGGCGAAACGCUCGAUUUCAUAGCUAGCGGCUACACCUCCCGCCCCGUCUCGUUCAUGGAGAAACGCAAGUCUCUGUAUGGGAAGGUGUUCAAGACACACUUGUUGGGGAAACCAAUCAUAGUAUCAACCGACCCGGAGGUGAACAAGGUUGUGUUACUGAACCACGGCAACAUAUUCGUGCCUUCCUAUCCGAAAUCAGUGACGGAACUGUUUGGCAAGAAUUCAAUUCUGCAGAUGAACGGAUCUCUGCACAAGAGAGUACACGCGCUCAUCGGAACCUUCUUGAAAUCGCCGCUGCACAAAGCCCGUCUCACCGCCCACAUUCAGAACUCUGUCCGCCGCUCGCUGUCGGCUUGGGCGGAUAAAAACAACGGCCUCGUUAUUUACCUCCAAGAUCAUGCCAAACAGAUUGCGUUCGAAGUUCUAGUCAAAGUGCUGUUGAGUGUUGAGCCAGGUCAAGAUUUGGAUUUCAUGAAGAGAGAAUUUGAAGAAUUCAUGAAGGGGUUGAUCUGUUUUCCUGUUAAAUUCCCUGGAACAACGUUGUAUAAGUCCCUUAAGGCAAAGGGGAAAUUGUUGAAAAUGGUUGGGAAGAUGGUGGAAGAGAGGAAGAAGGAGAUAGAGAAAAGAGACGAUCCAAUUGACGCAAUUGAUGUGUUGUUACGUGACACGGGAGAAUCGGACGGGACGAGGCAACGGCUACCGUUGGAUUUCAUCACCAGCAACCUCAUAGAGAUGAUGAUUCCCGGCGAGGAGACGCUUCCGACGGCGAUGACGUUAGUUGUCAAAUUCUUAAGUGACAACCCCGUGACGCUAGCCCAGUUAGUGGAGGAGAACAUGAAAUUACGUAUGCGAAAGUUGAAUUCCGGGGAAGAAUACAUUUGGACCGAUUACAUGUCACUCUCAUUCACCCAAAAUGUGAUUAGCGAGACCCUAAGGAUAGCAAAUAUUAUAAAUGCAGUGUGGAGGAAAGCACAGAAAGAUGUCAAAAUCAAAGGACAUUUGAUACCAAAAGGGUGGUGUGUCUUGGCAUCCUUGACGUCAGUGCACAUGGACGAGGAAAACUAUGAAAACCCGUACGAGUUUGAUCCUUGGAGAUGGGAGAAACCUGGAAUUAACAUAAACAGCAGCAAGUUUACACCAUUCGGUGGUGGGCAAAGGUUGUGUCCUGGUCUAGAACUCUCCAGGCUUGAAAUCGCAAUUUUCCUGCAUCACUUCGUUACAACCUAUAGGUGGGUGGCGGAGGAGGACGAAAUAGUGUAUUUCCCAACGGUGAAAAUGAGGCGGAAGCUGCCCAUCACCAUCACGCCCUUGGCCGUGGAGCAUCUUCUCUAGUUCAGACCAAACAAAUUUGUCCCAUUAUUUUUCCACCUUUUACAGACUACCUCAGUAUUUAUGUCGCCAUUUCUUCCUUCAAACACUCGCACUGCAACUCAUAUGCCAACUGGAAACGUUGUAAUUUUAUGGCGAUGAGGCCCAGGCCAGUCUGUAGAUUCAACCAGGGAAACGAUUGUAUGGUCUUGAAUAGUUUUGAGUAUAAAUGCUUUUUUUUUUUUUUUUUUUAAUUCAAUUGAUAAGUUAAAUUUUACUUGAA
Molecule: messenger RNA, 1931 nt
Organism: Ipomoea nil (Japanese morning glory)
Lineage: Eukaryota; Viridiplantae; Streptophyta; Magnoliopsida; Solanales; Convolvulaceae
Product: 3-epi-6-deoxocathasterone 23-monooxygenase
Exons: 9
Coding region: 137-1672 (511 amino acids)
Biological process (GO): brassinosteroid homeostasis; multicellular organism development; sterol metabolic process
Molecular function (GO): iron ion binding; oxidoreductase activity, acting on paired donors, with incorporation or reduction of molecular oxygen, NAD(P)H as one donor, and incorporation of one atom of oxygen; heme binding
Source: RefSeq, a predicted model, not a curated record